Molecule: messenger RNA, 1800 nt
Organism: Nestor notabilis (Kea)
Lineage: Eukaryota; Metazoa; Chordata; Aves; Psittaciformes; Psittacidae
Product: vitamin D3 hydroxylase-associated protein-like
Biological process (GO): fatty acid catabolic process
Molecular function (GO): amidase activity; fatty acid amide hydrolase activity
Source: RefSeq, a predicted model, not a curated record
AUGGGAAGGACUGGGAGAGGAAUCGUGACCCAAGAGCAACUGUGGCAGGUCCUGGAUCCAUCCUGGGGAGACCCUCACACCCUCUCAGCUCUGCUGUGCAGCUCUGUAGCUGCUCUUGUGCUACUGAAGUGGCUGGAACGUAGGCAGAUCCAGCAGAAGAUGGAGGAGGCGAGGAGGACACGGGAUCUGGCCCUGGAGCACAUGGAGAAGGCAGCUCGCAGGUUUAAGCAAGAGAACCCAGGCACCCAGAGCGCCCAAGUCCUCUUGCUGACGAUGAUGGAGCUGGUGGAGAAGCUGAAGGAUGGGUCCCUGCCCCCAGAAAGCGUCCUCUAGUCAUACAUGGGCAAAGCUUUGGAGGUGAACUGUGUGACAGACUUCAUUCGUGGCUGUGAGGAUCAGCUCCAGAAACUGAAGAAUCAUAAGAAGAGGCUGCUCUAUGGCAUUCCCAUCAGCAUCAAGGACCACAUUGACUGCAAGUGCCACAUCUCCUCUGGAGGGAUGGUGAAGUUUCUGAGCCAAGUAAAGGAAGAAGACAGCAUCAUUGUCCAGGUUCUAAAGUGCCAGGGGGCAAUAGCCUUUGUGAGAACCAGCAUCCCACAGACGAUGAUAAACUAUGACUGCAGCAACCUCAUCUUUGGCCAGACACUGAACCCUCUCAACCACAUGAAGCCUGGGUGCUCCCCAGGAGGGGAGGGAGCUGUGAUUGGAGGAGGCUCCAUCCUGGGCAUUGGGUUGGAUGUAGCUGGCAGCAUCCGCCUGCCAUCCAGCUUCCGCGGGCUGUGUGGGCACAAACCCACAGGCAACAGGAUCAGCAAACUGGGUGUUGUUUCUCCUACCAUAGGAAUGAAUUCAGUGGCAGCAGCACUGGGGCCGAUGGCGAGGGAUGUGGACAGCCUGGCCCUGUGUAUGAAGGCGCUGCUCUGUGAGGAGAUGUUCCAGCUGGACCCCACCGUGCCCCCCAUCCCCUUUGAUGAAGAGGUUUACACCAGUUCAAAGCCAUUUCAGACUGGAUACUAUGAAGGACAUGGCUACUUCCAGCCCUCGCCCAGCAUGAAACAGGCCAUCCAGGAGACAAGAAAGCUCCUCAAGGAUGCAGGGCAUAUGAUGGGGAUGUUUUUGUUGUGGCUUGUUCCCUUUGCACCACCCGACUGACUAAAGAUUGAGUAUAUGGUAGACGAGCUCUUCACCAGAGGGAUUUUCUCAGAUGGUGCUGCUCACCUGGUGGGCUGCUUCAAAGGAGACAUUGUGGAUCCCACCCUGAAAUCCCAGUUCAACACUUACAGGCUUCCUGCUCUGGUGAAAAGGAUCUUGGCUAUCAUUUUGAAACCCACAUACCCAAGAAUUGCUCGGGAUCUCAGCGCUGUCUGUGGAUUGGGGUCUGCCAAAAACCUCUGGGAUCAGCAUGGAGCAGUAGAGGCUUACCACAUUGCAUUCAUUGCUAAAUGGAGGAAGCUGAGGCUGGAUGUGAUUCUUUGUCCUGUGCUGGGACCAGCCUUUAACCAUGGCUAUGCUGGGAAGCUAUUUGCUGCGACCUCCUAUACCAAUUUAUAUAAUGUCUUAGACUUCCCUGCUGGGGUGGUGCCGGUCAGCACGGUCACAAGAGCCGAUGAAGACGAACUGAAGCCUUACCGAGGGCACUAUGGAGACCCCUAGGAUAAGAGGCUGAAAGAGGCUGUGGAAGGAGCUGUGGGGUUGCCGGUGGCUGUUCAAUGUGUGGCUCUGCCAUGGCAGGAAGAGCUGUGUCUUCGCUUCAUGAAGGAGGUGGAGACGCUUGCUCAUAGCAUGAAGAGAAAUGCAUGA